Messenger RNA from Juglans regia (Persian walnut), 519 nucleotides. RefSeq lists its product as uncharacterized. The coding region runs from base 1 to 519 and encodes 172 amino acids. The record is from RefSeq and is a predicted model, not a curated record. Lineage: Eukaryota; Viridiplantae; Streptophyta; Magnoliopsida; Fagales; Juglandaceae. The transcript has a single exon.
AUGGGGAGGAGCAAAGCAAAGAGGCACAGCAAGUUGAUGCACUUUAUAUUAUCACCCGUUAGGAUACUAAUGAAGGCCGCAGAGUUUUACGUGAAAAGCAUGGACGAUUGUGCUGGAAGGGUGGGAUAUGGUGGUGCUGUUGGCUACCCUGCUGUGCACGUUACACGCCUGCCUAAAAGCUUUAGUGUCAAUUCGUCGAAGGGUAGCGAUGAUGAGAAUGUGAGUCAGAUUUCGAGAACGGUUUCAAAGAAAAGUUUGGAAAAUAAGGUGAUGAGCUUUGAUAUGCAGAGGCAGCAAGAGAUCAGAAUGUCCACUAUGGGUGCCGGUACUGGAAAUGGAAUGGGGAUCAGGAGUUACAGUGUUGGGUUGGGAAAGAUUGGGAGAAUUGAUGAGGACCAGCCUUGUUGUUUUGAUGAAGAUGGUGUUAUUGUUAAGGCGGACUUGUACCCAAGAAGUAGAAGUUAUGCUGUUAAGAGGAAUAUUGGUGUGUAUCGCCAGGGUGGAUUAGUUAGAUACUAA